AUAGUUUUUUAAUCUCUCUCUAUUUCAUGUCCAGGAUGCAGAUUGAAGAGAGAGGCCCUGUGGGAGGAACUGGGGACUACACAAACGAUGGUACAGUCGACCUUAAAGGUAGACCGGUCCUCGUAUCAUCGACUGGUAAAUGGAAGGCUUGCUACUUCAUUGUUGGAUACGAAGUAUUUGAGAGGAUGGCUUACUACGGAAUUGCAUCAAAUCUGGUGAUAUAUCUCACAACAAAGCUCCAUCAAGGCACUGUGGAAUCAGCAAACAAUGUGACUAACUGGAUUGGCACAGUUUGGAUGACACCCCUUGUCGGUGCAUACAUAGCAGACACUUAUCUCGGUCGAUAUUGGACUUUCCUGAUAGCAUCGUCCAUUUACCUUAUGGGGAUGGUAUUGUUGACCCUCGUUGUCUCGUUGCCGGCCUUACGGCCCCCGUCGUGUGGCGAUGGGGUGAAAGAUCAAGAUUGUGACAAGAAGGCAUCAACUCUUCAAAUAGGCAUCUUCUUCCUUGCCUUGUACAUAAUUGCAAUUGGAACUGGUGGGACAAAGCCUAAUAUCUCAACCAUGGGGGCUGACCAAUUUGAUGACUAUGAGCCUAAAGAGAGGCUCCAAAAGUUAUCCUUCUUCAACUGGUGGAUGUUUAGCAUCUUUCUAGGCACCCUUUUCUCCAACACCUUCCUCAUCUACAUCCAAGACAACGUCGGUUGGUCAGUUGGCUACGCACUCCCCACUACCGGCCUUGCAGUAGCCAUCAUGGUCUUCAUUGCUGGGACGCGCUACUACAGGCAUAAGCCUCCACUGGGAAGCCCGUUGACUCAGAUGGCUAGGGUUCUCGUGGCCACCGUGAGGAAGUGGGGGGUUGCUUCCCCCCACGACCCCAAAGAACUCUAUGAGCUGCCCUUGGAUGAAUACUCGAGCGCUGGCCAUAACAGACUCGACCACACUCCUUGUCUCAGCUUUCUUGACAAAGCAGCCGUGGAGACGGGUUCAAGGUCACCAUGGAUGCUGUCACCGGUUACUCAAGUGGAGCAGACGAAGCAGAUGAUGAAAAUGAUCCCAAUCCUAGCAGCAACAUUCAUACCAAGCACCAUGCUUGCACAAACACACACACUCUUCAUCAAGCAAGGGACAACGCUAGAGAGGGCGAUCGGCCCACACUUCGAGAUCCCUCCAGCCUGCCUCUCCGCAUUCACAACCAUCUUCAUGCUCAUCACCCUCGUCAUCUACGACCGCAUCUUCGUCCCCCUGGCACGCAGGCACACCAAAAAUCCGCGAGGGAUCAGCCUGCUGCAGAGGAUGGGGAUAGGCCUCGUGCUCCACGUAGUGGUGAUGGCGACAGCAUGGCUGGCCGAGAGGCGGAGGCUGAGCGUGGCGAGGGAGAACGGGAUCUUUGCGAAGGACGGGAAGGUCCCUCUGUCGAUAUUCAUCCUCCUCCCUCAGUUUGGGCUGAUGGGAGUGGCGGAUAACUUCGUGGAGGUGGCGAAGCUGGAGCUGUUCUACGACCAGGCGGCGGAAGGGAUGAAGAGCCUGGGCACAGCAUAUGCUAUGAUCAGUUUGGGAGUUGGAUAUUUCUUGAGCAGUUUGAUGCUGUCGACUGUGGCAGAUGUUACCAAGAGAAAGGGGAAUGGAUGGAUAUUAAACAAUCUCAAUGUGUCUCACUUGGAUUAUUACUAUGCAUUUUGUGCAGUGUUGAGUUUUCUGAAUCUUGGUUUCUUUCUGGUUGUUGCCAAGUUUUUCGUUUAUAAUACGGAGACGGAGGCCAGCCGCCAAGUACCAGAAACCAAGUUGAUUGAAUGAAUGAGUUUUUCUGUAUUUAUGCAAUAUACAGAAUUUUAUUUUUUUUUCA
Messenger RNA from Salvia hispanica, 1845 nucleotides. RefSeq names its product protein NRT1/ PTR FAMILY 5.2-like. Gene Ontology annotation, cellular component: membrane. Gene Ontology annotation, molecular function: dipeptide transmembrane transporter activity; tripeptide transmembrane transporter activity. Lineage: Eukaryota; Viridiplantae; Streptophyta; Magnoliopsida; Lamiales; Lamiaceae. Gene Ontology annotation, biological process: transmembrane transport; dipeptide transport. The record is from RefSeq and is a predicted model, not a curated record.